Molecule: messenger RNA, 1853 nt
Organism: Beta vulgaris subsp. vulgaris (sugar beet)
Lineage: Eukaryota; Viridiplantae; Streptophyta; Magnoliopsida; Caryophyllales; Amaranthaceae
Product: 7-deoxyloganetic acid glucosyl transferase
Exons: 2
Coding region: 99-1649 (516 amino acids)
Molecular function (GO): UDP-glycosyltransferase activity
Source: RefSeq, a predicted model, not a curated record
UACAACUGCUACUUGAAAGUCAGACAUCAAUCCAAUCUUUUGGCAAACACUAACCAGAAAACCAAAAUAAGAUAGAGGCUGAAUAACAAUCAGUAGGCAUGGAGAUUGAACCUCAAUUACUUGGAUCAUCAAAUCCACCACACAUCCUCAUAUUUCCAUUACCAAUGCAAGGCCCAGUGAACUCAAUGCUCAAGCUAGCGGAGUUGCUCAUCCUCUCCGCAGAUAACAUUCAUGCCACCUUCCUCACAACCGAUGUGGUCUACCGCCAACUCAUUGUCUCGGCUCGUGCAAAGGAACGCUUUGAUCAGAACCCACGAUUUUCUUUUCGUACCUUCUCAGACGGCCUCCCCAAUGACCACCCUCGAGGUGGUGAUAAGUUCUUAGAGAUGUUAGAUGCCGUAAAAACUGUUAGCCAUCCAAUAGUCAGGGAAAUUGUAUCAUCAGGUGAUACACACACAAGUAGCAGUGAAACUAAUCAAACUUUGGAGGUUGUUUUAAGUCCCCUUGUGACAUGUAUUGUGUCAGAUGGAUUAUACAACUUUGCCUUGGAUGUUGGUAAUGAAGUUGGAAUACCAGUUUUUUAUUUUGAGACUAUGAGCCCCAGCUGCCUUUGGGUUUAUCUUUGUCUACCAAAAUUAGUUGAAGCUGGAGAGGUACCAUUUACAGAAAACAGCGAUUUAGAUGCAUUAUUAGUGAAUGUCCCUGGCAUGGAUGGUUAUCUGCGUCGGCGUGACCUUCCAGACUUUUGUCGAGCUCGUGAUGCCACCGACGAUAUAAUGUUGCAGCGAGUUCUGGAACAGGUCCAACAGAUGCAACGCGCUCAAGGCAUCAUUCUCAACACAUUUGAAGACUUAGAUUCACAUUUGCUCUCUUAUAUGCGCUCUCAUUGUCCGAAUCCUAUUUACACCAUCGGACCAUUACAUUUAAGUCUCAAGGAAAGAUUGCAAGCAAACGCUCUAUCAUCGAAUCAACCAUUCGUAUAUUCAGAUCAUUCAAAUAGUUUGUGGCAAGAGGAUAGAAAUUGCAUGGCAUGGCUUGACAAGCAACCACUAAGAUCAGUCAUCUUCUGUAGUUUCGGAAGCCAAGUAGUCAUUACGAAAGAGCAACUUACGGAGUUUUUGCAUGGUUUGGUCGAUAGUGAAACUUUGUUCUUGUGGAUGAAUAGACCAGGAUCUGUUAUUGGCUUGGAAGAAAAUUAUGAAAUGUUAGAAAAACAAGUUUUAAUGCAUGGUGACUUACUUAAAGGCAUCAAGAAAAAUGGGUGUAUAGUUAGUUGGGUUCCACAAGUUGAGGUUUUAAGCCAUCCGGCUAUAGGAGGAUUUUUGACUCAUGGUGGUUGGAACUCGGUUAUAGAAAGUGUAGUCGCGGGGGUGCCCAUGGUUUGUUGGCCUCAUUAUGUGGAUCAACUUGUAAAUAGUAGGCUCGCGACUGAAGUCUGGAAACUUGGAGUUGACAUCAAAGACAGUUGCAAUCGAGCCAUAGUUGAAAAGGUGGUCAGAGAUAUCAUGUAUCUAAGAAAGGAUGAGCUAUUAGAAAAUGCAACUAAGAUGGCUAAUUUGGCAUCGACGUCAGUCCAGAAAGGUGGAUCUUCCUACGAAUCUAUGAAGAAUCUAAUCAACGACAUGGAAUCAUUAACAUCACAAAUUUAGAAUCAUCAAUUAUCAUUAACUUGUUGAGACUAAGAUUUUAGAGUAAUUUGUUUGAUUGCUUCCCAUCUUUAGUGGUAAUUUCUUGUGGCUGGGUCCUUGACUAAGUUAAUAAACAUAACAAAGGAUAUCUUGGCCUAGUGGUUAAGAUUGAGCUAUUGUGAACGAUACGCUACAAGUUCGAAUUCCCCUUCCCUUCUUUGUACU